This is a messenger RNA of Trematomus bernacchii (emerald rockcod), 3894 nucleotides long. RefSeq names its product vascular cell adhesion molecule 1b (gene vcam1b). The transcript is spliced from 11 exons. The coding region runs from base 499 to 2943 and encodes 814 amino acids. Gene Ontology annotation, cellular component: membrane. NCBI's taxonomy places the organism in Eukaryota, Metazoa, Chordata, Actinopteri, Perciformes, Nototheniidae. The record is from RefSeq and is a predicted model, not a curated record. Gene Ontology annotation, biological process: cell-cell adhesion.
GGAUUAAACUUUAAUUGAUGUUACUUUCUGGGUCGGUCUCCUCGUCCGUUACAGCUCGUCCUACUCGUUCAGUUUUUACAAUUUCUGUUAACAUGUUUCAUUCUACAUCUCCUCAUAGUUACAGGGGUUUCCCACCUCACACAAACUGAGCUGUUUCUAUUUUACAGACAGAAAGAGAAAGAGACAUCAUCACCGACUGUUUAUAGAAAGCUGUGAAGAGAAAAUGAAAGAGAAAAUUGUGUAGUUCCAGUGUGUGUCCUGCAGGGGGCGCUGUGGUCUGCACUGUUUUCACAAUAACACACACAGAGAGGGGGGUAUAAAGAGAGCGUGUGAGACUCAGAGAGGAACAGAAAGGCUGGAGACCCUCGGCUUCACUCGUCUGGAUUUUACCCCGCGACUGGUUCUGAUUUCCAGAGGAACGUCGACGCAGAGCAGCUGCUUCAUCCAUCCAUCAUUCAGUCAUCCAUUCAUCAGCCUGUUAAUCCUCUGAGGAGUGAGAUGUCUCCACUGUCUGUCUGCCGGAUCUCUGCUCUCUCAGCUGUGCUGCUGCUGCUGACGUCGUGGUGCGUUCAGGGACUCCUCCAGGUGGACGUGUUACCCAGAAGGCCUCUCAUCAGGCUCGGGCAGUGGCAGCAGCUGUUCUGCCGGGUGCAGGGAUGUCCCACAACGCCGACCGUGUCGUGGUCGUGGCUGAACGACCGGCCCCUCGCGGCCUCAGUGAAAUCCAAUCAGAGCGGCUCCUCCGUGACCUUUGACCCCGUCAGGAUGGACCACGAAGGAACCCUGCAGUGCCGGGUCCGCUGCGGGGAGGAAAGGGGGAAGAGCCUCAGCACCCUGUACCUCUACUCCUUCCCAUCGGACCCUCUGAUUGGUGGACAGGAGCGGCUCAGGUUGGGGGCGGAGUCUGUGCUCACCUGUCAGGUGUCUGAUGUGUACCCCCUCGAGCAGCUGACGCUCAGCUGGCUGCAGGGAGACACCGUGCUGCAGAGCGCCAGGGGCGCGGAGCGCUCAGAGUACCGGUUCAAACCCCAGGAGCAGGACCGGGGGCGGAGCCUGAUCUGCAGGGCGACGCUGGACCUGAAGGACCUGCCGACGGAGGACCAGACCCGCGAGACUGAAGUUCUGCUGGAUCCGCUCUUCGCUCCUGUGGUGACGGAGAUCCCCUCCUCUGUUCUGCUGAUGGCCGGCGCUCCUUUCGUCCUCUCCUGCUCCGCGAAGGGAAACCCGGAGCCGCAGAUCAGCUGGAGCUUCAGGUCUGCAGGCGGACAGGUGGAGGCGAGCGGACCCUCUGAUAGGCUGGAGAUCGCUCAGGUGAGGCUGAGUGACGCCGGACGCUACGACUGCGAGGCGAGGAACAGCGAGGGGAAUCACAGCACCAGCGUGGAGGUCAGAGUGCACGCCCCCCCCACCAACACCUCCCUGUCAGUGAGUCCAGGUGAGCAGGUGCUGGAGGGGCAGCAGGUGACCUUUACCUGCCAAUCAGACGGAGCCCCGCCCCCCACGCUGGUGCUGAGGAGGGAGGGGGAGGAGCUUCAGAGGACAGACUCUGCCUCCUCCUCCUCUCUCUCCUUCAGUCUCUCCUCCGCCUCGCUGCAGGACUCCGCCUCCUACGUGUGUGAAGCAUCCAAUCAGUACGGAGCUCACCUGGUGAACCGAUCCAUCGCCGUCACAGCUCACCCCCUGCAGGUGGAUCUGAGUCCCCUGGUCCCUGCAGCAGAUCGGGGUUCAGAUGUGUUGCUCACCUGCCGGGCCUCUGGGUGUCUCCUCCCCCCCACCUUCACCUGGAGGAGGACUGACCAGAACCACACCGUCCUCCAGGGGUCACACCAGAACCAGAACCACACCCUCCUCCACCUGCAGGAUGUGGACCUCCAGGAUGAGGGAGGGUACAGCUGUGAGGCCGAGUGUGACUCUGUGAUCCGGACCGCAGAGAUCCAGGUCCACGUCUUCUCGUUCCCGUCCGAUCCGGUUCUGGAAGCUCCCGUUCCGGUCCUUCUGGGUCAGGAGGCGGUUCUUCGUUGUAACGUCACCAACGUGUUCUCAGCCAAUCAGAUGAGGAUCCUGUGGUUAUCUGGCAACAGGACGCUGAUGUCCGAGUCGCUCAGGUUCUCCGGUUCCUUACAGAACGUCUCGUCUGUUCUUCAGUACCAGGUCCAGGAGGAUCAGCCGGUUCUGGUCUGCAGGGCGGAGCUGCUGAGGGAGGACGGAGACGUUUGGAGGUCCAGGACGACGGGUGUAGCUCUAAAGGUUCACUAUCCUCCGAGGGGAACCUCCCUGUCAGUGAGUCCAGGUGAGCAGGUGCUGGAGGGGCAGCAGGUGACCUUUACCUGCCAAUCAGACGGAGCCCCGCCCCCCACGCUGGUGUUGAGGAGGGAGGGGGAGGAGGUUCAGAGGACAGACUCCGCCUCCUCCUCUCUCUCCUUCAGCCUCUCCUCCGCCCGGCUGCAGGACUCCGCCUCCUACCUGUGUGAAGCAUCCAAUCAGUACGAAGCACAACUGAUGACCCGAUCCAUCACCGUCACAGCGCCCCCCAGGAACACCUCGGUGCUGGUCCUGCCCUCUACGGUGGUCCAUGAGGGACAAACCAUCACCGUCUCCUGCCACACCGUCUGCUUCCCGCCCGCCGCCGUCAGUCUGAAGAACCUGGCCAAUGGGACGGAGCUAUACUCGUCCAACGGCACCUUCCUAUUGGUCAACGUGACGGCCAGAGACUCUGGGAUGUACCAGGUCAACGUGACCAACGAGCUGGGGUUCCAGGUCAGAGUGUUCAGCAUCCGGGUCAGAGAAAGGAGCUCCAGUCCUCCCAAUCUCGGCAGCGUUCUCAUCCCAGUCCUCUGCUCCGCCGUUGGGCUCGCCGCCGCCGCUCUGCUCCUCGACUUGCUGAGGAGAUCCAGGAAGAAAGGUUUCUAUCAGCUGCCGCAAACUGCACCGCCGUCAGCCUGAGGGACGCUAACCGCGGGCUACUGACUUUCAGCAUGUGGCUACCAGUUUACAUCAAGUAGCUACCCCUCAAACAUGUGGCUAGCAUCCCCAAACAUGUGGCUAGCAUCCCCAAACAUGUGGUUAGCAUCUCUAAACAUGUGGCUAGCAUCCCCAAACAUGUGGUUAGCAUCUUCCAACAUGGUGGCUAGCAUCUCCAACAUGUGGCUAGCAUCUCCAAACAUGUGGCUACCACCUCCAACAUGUGGCUAGCAUCUUCCAACAUGGUGGCUAGCAUCUUCCAACAUGUGGACUAUCUCCAAAAAAGUGGCUAGCAUCUCCAAACAUGUGGACUAUCUCCAAACAUGGUGGUUAGCAUCUCCCAACAUGUGGCUAACACCUCCAACAUGUGGCUAACACCUCCAAACUUCUGGCUAGCAUCUCCAAAAAUGUGGCUAGCAUCUCCCAACUUUUGGCUAGCAUCUCCUAGCAUGUGACCACCAUCACCAACAUGUGGAGUAUCUCCAAACGUGUUGCUAGCAUGUCUAAACAUGUGGCUAGCAUCCCCAAACAUGGGGCUAGCAUCCCCAAACAUGUGGUUAGCAUCUCCAAACAUGUGGUUAGCAUUUCCAAACAAGUGGACGGAAUUUCCAAACAUGUGGCUAGCAUCUUCCAACAUGUGGACUAUCUCCAAACAUGUGGCUAGCAUCACCAAACAUUCUGUGGCUACCUUGUAAUUGCACCUUCUGUUUUGAUAUGCUAACAUGUGGCUACUGUGUCCAAACAUGUGGGUACCACCCUCCUAAUUUGUGACUGCUAACAUGCUAACCUGUGGCUUUGAUAGCUCAACAUGUGGCAACCACUUUUCAAAAACAUUACUGCAUCAUUCCUGGACACUCCGACAACAUGGGACUACUUUGUGAGCGGGAUUUUACCACUUGACAAUUUAUUUAUAAAGUUUGUUUAUAUAACUAU